UUUAUGGAUAGGCGUGUCCUUCCUAGAAAGUGGAAUUUUAACAACGAUGGUUGGGAAAUUACUGUACUGCACCGGAUUAGGUUCAUGUAAUACGUCGCCGUAUUAUAUUCCUUUGUCGUAUUAAGAACGUAAAUCCACUGCAAAACGAGCCUCCCCUGUUAGCUCCAGCCGUUGUUAUCCGACCCAGUUUGAGUAUUUAUGAUAGAGCCUGUUGCACACAAGCAACAUUUGGGGAGCACACACGUCCACGUGCGUCCUCGUCCUCCCGGCAGUGACCCGGAGCCCGAGUGAGUUGCUCUCACGCCGGGCAGCAACGAGACCAAAGGUCCGCAGGCUCCGUCACGUUCAUCUGCGGCCAUUGCAGACAACACUAAUCCCAAAUCCACAGCAGGACACAUGACAAUUUCUUCACGCCCCCCCCCCCCUCUGCCCAGUUUAACUCGCUCGUUUUCCAUCAGCACGAGUAGAUUUUUAGGCGCUUAAAUUAGCCGGGAUGGACUCAAAGCGCGAUAAUAAAGAGCAAGAUGGAGACGUAGAGAAGAUAACCGCCGUGCUGCUCAAGUCCCACUCGGGAGAGUUUGAUUUGGAGUCCAUACUGUUUCUCAAAUUUAGGGGUCUCGGAAUACACGAUCUUGGGUGUAUAGGGGAGUGUAUGAAUUUGGAGAGACUGGACCUGUCUGGGAAUAAUAUUGUCAAUUUAGCUCCACUGUCGUCUCUCCGGCUGCUGUCGGUUCUCAAUUUGUCUGCUAAUAGGAUUUCCAAUUUAGAACCCCUGCACACUUGUGACAAUCUACAAAACUUAAACCUCGCUGGUAAUAUCAUCUCCAGUAUCGAAAACCUUCUCUGCCUUCAGUCUUUGAGAAAGCUAGAAAGUAUUCGUCUCAAUGACAACACUUACAAUUAUUCAAAUCCAGUGUGCAGAAACGUCUCAUAUAGAACCGUAGUUCUCGAGCUGUUCCCCAAUGUCAAAGUAUUAGAUGGCGAGAGAGUCGUCGGACGUGGGAGCGACUUGUACCAGCUAUGCAAAGACAUUGAUGACACAAUUAAAGCCGGUCUAUACAAGAAUGGACAACUUGUUGAACAUCAGGAUUGCAAGCCAUGGGUGGAGGAUACUUACUGGGAAAUAAAACGGUCCAACAAUGCCAUAAUUGAAGAAGCCUACAAACAGUUUAACGAUAUUCUUCAUGAAUGCAGACUCCUAAACAACAGAGCAAGUCACGCAAUAUCCCAGACUGAGAGAUCAAUGAGCCUGAAGAAGCAGCCCAAGCAGUACGCCAUCUGAACCGGGCCCAUUUGUGUGUUGUCUGUAUUUAUUUCAAAAUGACAGUGAUGUAUGUGCAGUAGUAUGGCCAACUUAAGCGCAAGGCGGACUUUGUCAGACGUACAUGCUGAUUUGUGGCUUUUGUCAAUAUUUGAAUGCACCCUAUGCAUUGACUUUCGGAGGAUAUGUCGUAUUGUUUGCUGACUCCGUUUGAACCGUCUCGACUGGCACACUGUGCAUUCUGUGCCGUUUUCCUACAUAUGCUGCUAAGAUGUCGAAAUAUUCAAAGUAAUUAAGAGCUUUUCCAUUUUGCUGCAACAUUUUGGGAGCUUCCCAUGACUGUAAUGCUUUUUGAUAGGUAGCAAAUUGUGAUUGAAUGUUCAUCUGUUUAUACUUGUUUUAUACCAUGAAAAAAAUGUUGACUAUAAAAACGACUCGUAUAAAAGUGUGCUGAGAUUUAUAAUACUGUUACAAAAGACCACAGUAUGAUGGUCUUUGUUUUUUUCUUUUUCUUGGAUUGUUCUUGCUAAAACAGCUCAACCAUGCUUAACGUGCAAGCUCGGUAGCAUGAAGCAGAACUCAAAUUCACACUGGGCCUUUAUUAAAAACUGAACUGAA
Messenger RNA from Syngnathoides biaculeatus (alligator pipefish), 1879 nucleotides. RefSeq names its product leucine rich repeat containing 61 (gene lrrc61). The transcript has 9 exons. Gene Ontology annotation, cellular component: cytoplasm. NCBI's taxonomy places the organism in Eukaryota, Metazoa, Chordata, Actinopteri, Syngnathiformes, Syngnathidae. Gene Ontology annotation, biological process: outer dynein arm assembly. The record is from RefSeq and is a predicted model, not a curated record. Bases 494 to 1282 code for a protein of 262 amino acids. Gene Ontology annotation, molecular function: protein binding.